Ctenopharyngodon idella (grass carp) is the source of this 2771-nucleotide messenger RNA. RefSeq names its product 60 kDa lysophospholipase-like. NCBI's taxonomy places the organism in Eukaryota, Metazoa, Chordata, Actinopteri, Cypriniformes, Xenocyprididae. The coding region runs from base 974 to 2143 and encodes 389 amino acids. The transcript is spliced from 12 exons. The record is from RefSeq and is a predicted model, not a curated record. Gene Ontology annotation, molecular function: asparaginase activity; protein binding.
AGAUUGCCUGAAUGAGGCCUCUGUUGGCGGUUCGGUUGAGGUGAGAAGCAAUCCGACCCAACAGAACCAAGCGGUAUCAUAAUUCAUAACGGGAAAUGUGUUAUAUAUAAAGCAGCAGUGUCAGAUUCUGUAAAUGAGCACAUAGUUAUCAUAUUUGAAGUAGGCUCUUGGAAACGACGGGUUAAGAGAAACUGUAUUUUUGAUCGAGCCAUUUAGAAAAGAGGUGAUGCUGCAAUGUAUAUUGUGAGAAAAUUAAAGUGUUUUUUGACCUUGGAAGCAUGUAAAGCUUUUGUAGGAGACCUUAAAAAAGUGGAACCUUUAAAAUAGCAUAAUAGGGGCACUUUAAGGGUCUUUAUAGCUCAUACACUGCUAAACAAGGCCUGGGCUGCACCCUCCUUCAUGUCUUUAGUAGAUGUCAUGUGGGUUGGGAUUUUUUUUUUUUUUUUUUUGGUAAAUCUUUUAGAUCUAUUGCUCUAUUAGCUCAUCUGUGCUACUAACACAGGCGGCCCAAUGUAACAGCAGCAUGAAUAUGUGUGUGGUUUUAGGAUAUGCCGUCCAUUUUUAAUUAAGACCGGUCAUACUAAUCUGGUCACUCUCUGUUCUUAAAUUAUGGAAAAUCCCCCAGCACUCCCCUCUUCAUUACAAUAACACUAUGAACCAGCCCAAAGUGAUGAGCAAAGUCUGAAGUCUGCUACUUCACAACAUUUACUCUUCCAUUGACGCAAAAAUGAUUUUUGAUUUAAAUACUGAUUUGUGAACAGAACUAUCUGAUUCUGAAUUUUUUUUUUUUUUUACAAAAAAAGGAACUUUUCUUGAAACGAAUUUCUUGAAGGUAGAUCAGUGAACAGGUCAACAUUUUUUUUUUAGUUGGUAUGUCAAAUCAGUACUGAGAUUUUCAAAGAUUUUUCCAUCAUGUUCACAGAGACACUAUGAGCAAUAUGAUGGUUUUGUCGUCCUGCACGGCACAGACACCAUGGCUUACACCGCUUCUGCCUUAUCCUUCAUGUGUGAGAAUCUGGGAAAGCCUGUCAUCUUCACUGGCUCACAGGUGCCCAUCUAUGAGAUGAGGAAUGAUGGGAGAGAGAACCUCUUGGGGGCGCUGUUGAUAGCAGGACAGUAUGUCAUCCCUGAGGUUUGCCUGUAUUUUCAUCAUAAGCUGUUCAGGGGCAAUCGUGUCACCAAAGUGGACCCUGGGAGCUUUAACGCGUUUACCUCUCCAAACCUGCCGCCAUUAGCACAAUGCAAUGUCGACAUCAAAAUUAACUGGGACAUUGUGUGGCGAGCCAAUACAACUGCCAGAUUCACUGUCAACACACAACUAAACCGUAAUGUGGGUCUCCUGCGACUCUUCCCAGGAAUCACUGCUGAUAAAGUCAAGGCCUUCUUGCAGCCUCCUAUGGCUGGGAUCGUAUUGGAGACCUACGGCAGCGGUAACGCCCCUGACGAUGACACCGAGCUGCUGGAUGAGAUCCGUAAAGCGACAGAGAGAGGUCUCAUCAUGAUCAACUGCACCCAGUGCCUCCGGGGCACGGUCACAACCUCAUACGCCACUGGCCAGGCUCUGAGUGAUGCCGGUUUGGUCGCUGGGUUUGAUAUGACCACAGAAGCCGCUCUUUCAAAACUCUCCUAUGUGCUGGAAAAAGAUCUCAGUCUAGAAGAGAAGAAGAAGAUGCUGUGUCGUAACCUGCGAGGUGAGAUGACCGCUGAUCUGGACGGAGCAAAGCUUUCUCUCCGCGACAGUCGCUUUAUUCAGAUCUUGGCCAAGUCCCUCAACGUUAGCUGUAACGAGCAUUCACAGGAGCUUGACGCCAUACGAGAUGCACUAACUCCCACUCUGGUCUGCGGUGCUGCUAAGAUCGGAGACACUGACACUUUAAAGGCCAUAAGGGAAAUGGGCUCUGACUUGAACAUGGCAGACUAUGAUGGCCGCUCUCCUCUCCACGUCGCUGCAUGUGAGGGGCAUCUGAAUGUGGUGGAGUAUCUGCUAAAUGAAGGGGCUGAUGUCGAUGCCAAAGAUCGCUUUGGUGAUACACCACUUCACAAUGCUGAACGCUUCAGGCAUGAGGACGUUGUAGAAUUGCUAAGGAGGAAUGGAGCUCAUUUUUCCCAGGAUGACAUGGUUGAUGCUGGAAGCAGCCACUAGACGUGAGGAGGAUGAGUUCUUAAAACAGGCGGCUCAGUACCAAACAGUCUUGCUUUCAGACCCCGAAUAUUCCAGGAGAGAACUUUGAAUUCUGAUGCUGAACUAGAAGACGUCUGAAGACCCUCAAGCUUGUGCCAGGCUGCGGCCUUGACUUUCCAUCCACCAAAGAUCCUCUGACUCCAACUAAUUCUCUCUCAUCAAGACAACAUCAGCAAAGAUCAACGGGAGCCUCCACAAACUGCAUCAGGACAGUUUAUUUCAAAUGGGCGAGACAUGCAAGUAUCAAACUUAGUCUCAUUAUUUGAUACAUUAAAGGUACACUAUGUAAGUUUUCGCCACCAGAGGUCACAUUUUCAAAACAAUUACAAAGGUGAGGCUUGAUGAUGCUAUGAAGGAGAGAUUUCACCAUACAGAGAAGUAUGAAAUUCACAAAUCAUGUUCACGGAUGAAGUAAUGAAUUGUUUUUGUAUUACCUGUAUGUUUGAUCACACUAUUUUAUGUCAUCGUAAUAAAUUCACUGCAAGGAAUGUGAAAUUUAAUGCUAUAUUGCUCUGUUACUGAUAUGUGACUAUUUGGCAAAUGAUUUGGUUGGUUAAUAAUAAAUAAUGCAUAUUAAUAUAUAUAAUAA